GCCGAAGCGCGGGGUUUGCUCACCUGGCCCGUGGCGUGACGUUGCCUUAGUAACCACAACUUCCGGCCUGGACCGGAAGACCGUGUAGGCGCACUCCCAGAGAUGCGCCGGCCCGGCGCGCGGAGAGACCCAGCCCCUCCGGCCGCCCGAGCCCUGCCCUCCCGCCGGGAGACGGCGGCGUCCCAGAGGACUCGCGACCCAGCCCAGCGUGUCGCUUGCCCGCGGGCCGGGCGCCAUGGAGGCCUUCAUCCGUUUUACCAACCAGACGCAGGGCCGGGACCGGCUCUUCAGAGCCGCUCAGUACACAUGCAUGUUGCUUAGAUAUUUGUUAGAGCCUAAAGCUGGCAAAGAGGAGGUGGUCAUGAAGCUCAAGACCCUGGAGUCUAGUGUGAGCACUGGCCGGAAAUGGCUCAGACUGGGCAACGUGGUGCACGCCUUGCAGGCCGCUCAGCAGAGCAUGCGCGCCUCGGACCUGGUGCCCCGCGUGUGCCUGACGCUCGCCCACCUCAACCGCGUGGUCUACUUCGUCUGCGACACCGUGCUCUGGGGGCGGAGCGUCGGGCUCGCCCCCGGCGUCGACCAGGAGAAGUGGCGCCUGUGGGCGGCGCGGCACUACUGCUGCUCGCUCGUGCUGAGCCUGCUCAGGGACCUGUAUGAGGUCUCCCUGCGGAUGCAGCAGGCGGCGCAGGACCGGGCGGCGGGCGGGAAGUCGCCCUCCCAGGAGCCUCUGGGCUACAGCGUGGCCGACGAGGAGACGGAAUGGCUGCAGUCCUUCCUCCUGCUCUUAUUCCGCUCCCUGCGGAAGCACCCCCCGUUGCUGCUGGACACGGUGAAGAACCUCGGCGACAUCCUGAUCCCCUUGGACCAGCUGGGCAUCUACAAGUCCCACCCUGGCGUCAUUGGGCUGUGCGGACUCGUGUCCUCCCUGGUGGGGGCCGUCACCGUGGCCUGGCCUCACCUGAGGCUGAAGACCCCCUGAGGCAGGGCAGGGGGAAGGCUUAAACGGCUGCUUUUCCUCGGUCCACACCCUCUGCCGGAACAGGUUAAUCAUAUCUAAUUAAAUUUCUAGACGAG
Molecule: messenger RNA, 1074 nt
Organism: Phyllostomus hastatus (greater spear-nosed bat)
Lineage: Eukaryota; Metazoa; Chordata; Mammalia; Chiroptera; Phyllostomidae
Gene: PEX11A
Product: peroxisomal biogenesis factor 11 alpha
Exons: 3
Coding region: 236-979 (247 amino acids)
Biological process (GO): regulation of peroxisome size; peroxisome fission
Cellular component (GO): peroxisomal membrane
Source: RefSeq, a predicted model, not a curated record